Messenger RNA from Plasmodium vinckei vinckei, 2532 nucleotides. Its product is annotated as conserved Plasmodium protein, unknown function. The record is from RefSeq and is a predicted model, not a curated record. The coding region runs from base 1 to 2532 and encodes 843 amino acids. The transcript has a single exon. NCBI's taxonomy places the organism in Eukaryota, Apicomplexa, Aconoidasida, Haemosporida, Plasmodiidae.
AUGAAAUUCGAUAUGAAAGGGACAAAUGCUGUACAGAGAGAAAGAAAUAUAACAAACUUAUCAAAGAUAUAUCAUAGAAAACUUGAAACACUUUUGAUUUAUAUAAAUAUUCCAAAAAAAAAGAAAGAUUAUAUAUGUUAUGACGAUUUCUUUAAUAAUAUAAAAGAUGUAUGUUCUUAUAUAAAUACAAUAUCUACAUCUGAUGAGGUUGAAAAUGGUGAUAAUAUAUUGGGAGAUAAGAAUAUAAAAAUAAAUGCAGACAAGAAUAUAUUUAUUAAAAAUUUACUUAUUUUUUUAAACAACUUAAUAUCAUUGUAUCUUUCUAAAACCGAUUUAAUUGAUGUAUGUAUAAACAGAAGAGGAUAUAAUAAAUGUGGGUUUUAUGCAUGUGAUAAUAUAUUUUUAAAUAAUAUAAAUAAAAGUAAAUAUAAAAUAGAUGCAAAAAAUAAACAUAUUUAUUUAAGGGAAUAUUAUGAUAUAUUUUGUUCAGCAAAUUGUAUGAAUUAUAAUUUAUAUUUAAUUAAAGAAAUAAUUAAUAAUAAUAAAAAUAAUAAAGAAAAUGUUAAUCUCAAAAAGAAAUGUCAACUUAUUCACAUAAUGCUAUUAACAUUUUUCCCUUUUUUUAAACUCUAUGAUAUUAAUUUUUUGUUUAAUAAUAUUGAUCAAAUUCAAAUUGCCAAUAAUAAAAUUUCAUUUAUCAAUGGAGUUACAUCAGAAACAUUUGAAAAGGUCGACCUGUCUAAACCUGAUGAAGUUGACGAUGGCAAAAUGAAAAAUGAAAAUCCCAAACUUGAUGUAAAUAACAAACUAAAUGGGGCGACUGAAAAAGGAGAAACAAUUGUCAAGAAAAAAACUAAAUCUGUUAGCUUUAGUGAUGACAUAAAAAUGUUUAGAUAUUUUAAAGAUGAUUGUGUUAAUGAAUAUUCGAUAGAUAAAAGUUAUAUUGAUAAAAACAAAAUAAAAUCCGAGGCUUCAAAUGAUGUGCUUGAAAAGGUGGAGACAAAUGUCUGUGAUAAGACAGGUGAAGAAGUGCAAGAAAAGGAAGUGGUUGAAAGUGGAUCACCAAAAGAGGAAAGCAAUGAUGAAACAAACGAAAAAAUAAAUGACAAUCUAAAUCAAAAUAGAACUAGCGAAGAGCGCAAUGAAAAGAGAGAAGAUUUUGAAAAUAGUGAAAAGGGAGAAGAUUUUGAAAGUAGCAAAAAAGGAGAAAACAUAAAUGGCUGUUUACAUGAAGACGAAAUGAAUAAAAUAUAUGAACAAGUCAGAAAUUCUAUGAUUUUUAAUAAAAAAUAUUCGUUUGAAAAUAUAUGGAAACAAACAACUUUAGAUGGAACAAAAAUGAUAGGAUUUGAUUAUACAAAAGAAGAAAUGAUAAAUAGUGCUUCUCAAAAAAUGAAUGAAAUUAAUUUAAAGUUAAAUAAAGAAAAACAAGAAAAAAAAGUUAUUUUACUAAAUAGUUCAAGCAAAAAACAAACAACCUUAACAAGCAAUAAUCUAGCCAAAGAAAAUACGGAUGAUAAAAAAUCGAACAUCGAAAUGUUGGACUCAAAUAUUGUUCAAACGCAAUCAAAUUCAGAGGAUCCUCAUCAUGAAAAAAGUAGUAACCUAAAUGAAGUUUCGAUUUUAAAGAAAAAUACUAUAAAUCAAGAUGAAAAUAAUAUCGAAGAUGAGCCAAUUGCAGCAGACACCCAUGAUGAAUUUGAUAGAACAUGCAAACAUGAUGAUCCUUCUGAAGUUAGCGAGCCUUCCGAACUUGAUGAGGUUGAGAUGGCAGAAAUAGAAAGCAUAUUAAUGGAAAGGAGACAAAAAAUUAAAGAAGAAUAUUUUGAAAAUUUAAAAAAUCCGAUAUCAGCGUAUUUUGAUGAUCCUUGUGGCAUUACGGAAGAACAAGAAUCCGAAUGUUUCAAAGAAAAUGAUUUUGAAUCUAAAGUAGAUGUAAAAAAUAAAUUAUCCGAAGAAAUAGAAGAUGCUGACACUGUUGAAUCAGAGAUUUCUGAUGAUGAUACAUUAGAAACUGAUAUAGCAGAUGAUAAUAAAAAUGAUGAGGUAGUAACAAAUAAAUAUUUACAUAGUGCUAAAGGAGGAAAUCUUUAUGAAAACAUGUCAUUAUAUGUAGUAUUAUGGGAUAUAUUUACAAGUAAUAUAUCAAAAUAUACAGUAUAUUUUUUUGAAAAAAGUGAAUUUAUUAUUCCAAAAUCUAUUAACGAUGCAGAAAAAGAAAGAAAAAAUGAAUUUAUUAAUAAUAUUUCUAAAUAUAUACCAAUAUAUGUUAAUUUUCUUUCUUCAAUAAUUUUAAAUGUAUGUAGAACAUUUUUAUUUCAUAAACCUUUGCUACCCUUUAAAAAAGUGAUUUAUAAAUCAAUUAUUUGUGUUAUUGUUGUUGCAAUAAAAAAGCAUAAAGAAGAGUUAAUACCCAAAUGUGAGCAUAAUAAUAUUAAAUUAGCUGAAGAUUAUUUAAUUCAAGAAAAUAAAAUUGAAGGAGAUGAACUAAACGAUUUAUCCAUGCUUUUUUUUCAAAACAAUUUCUACUAA